This is a messenger RNA of Musca vetustissima, 3410 nucleotides long. RefSeq names its product myb-like protein I. The transcript has 7 exons. Bases 108 to 3410 code for a protein of 1100 amino acids. NCBI's taxonomy places the organism in Eukaryota, Metazoa, Arthropoda, Insecta, Diptera, Muscidae. The record is from RefSeq and is a predicted model, not a curated record. Gene Ontology annotation, molecular function: metal ion binding.
GCUGUAAUCGUGAUAAACCGCCUUGCAAAUAUUUUCAUCCUCCACAACAUUUGAAGGAUCAAUUAUUGAUAAAUGGCCGUAAUCAUCUUGCCUUGAAAAAUGCUUUAAUGCAACAAAUGGGUAUUGCGCCAGGACAGCCAGUUAUACCAGGACAAGUGCCAGCAGUGGCAACAAAUCCUUAUUUGACUGGCAUACCUGCUAACACAUACAGUCCAUAUUUUGCACCUGGUCAUUUAGUGCCUGCCUUAUUGGGACCCGAUCCAUCGGCCGUUGCAUCACAGCUGGGACCCGUUGUACCGCAAGCGGUGCAAGUGGCACAACAGAAAAUACCACGUUCCGACAGAUUAGAGGUUUGCCGUGAAUUUUUGCGCGGUGCUUGCAAACGUGCCGAAUCUGAAUGCCGUUUUGCACAUCCGCAGGACACUGUGGCCCGACACGAUGAUGGUUCCAUUACGGUGUGCAUGGACGCCGUAAAAGGUAGAUGCACACGUGAUCCCUGCCGCUAUUUUCAUCCCCCCUUGCACCUACAGGCACAAUUAAAAGCGGCGCAUUCACGCGCCACCGCUGUUGCUGCAGCCGCUGCGACUGCACCUGUUUCCGUUUCCGCUGCAACUUUGUCACAUCAUCACCACCACCAACAACAACAUCUGCAACAACAAUUACAACAACAACAUCAUCACCUACAACAACAACCACCACCACCAACUCAACAACAACAUCAAACGACUACCACCACCAAUACCCUCAACGGUUCUGCACUUAUGGCCACUCAUCAACAACAGUCACUACAACAACAACAUCAGCAGCCAACUAUGGCUAGUGCUGCAGCAGCAGCGGCUGCUGCCAAUGCUGCAGCUGUGGCUGCAAUGACUUUAGGCCAACAACAGCAACAACAACAACAACAGCAUACCCUUGAAGUGGGCAAGAAACGUGCUGCCGAUACAGACAUGUUUCAAUUGAUGGAUGUAAAAGCGGUUGGUUCAUUUUACUAUGAGAAUUUCGCUUACUCUGGCAUGGUACCAAUCAAACGUCCUGCUGCUGAAAAAUCUGGCAUUCCUGUGUAUCCCGGUGCAACAACAUACCAACAGUUAAUGCAAUUACAGCAGCCAUUUGUACCAGUCUCAUGUGAGUAUCCAACUCAAAAUAGCACAAGCUCUUCUACUACUACUGCUACUCCUACUACUACCCAUACCAAUAUUACUACCAAUUGUAAUACAACUACUACUACUACCAAUAUUAUCAAUUGUAAUUCUGCUGCUAAUGUUGCUAGUGCUGCUGCUGCUACAACAACAGCAACAACUUCGUCAGCAUUAUUAGGUCAACAACAACAGCUGUAUUUACAAACAUCCACACAAUCAUCAACAAAUGCCUUGUCCUCUCUGUCCUCCUCCUCCAAUUCCACAUCAUCCUCAAAUUCCGCAACUGGUUCGAAUGGCCAAACAUUAUUAAAUACCAAUAUUCCUCCACCACCACCACCCACACAACAACAACAAUCCCAAUCCUCAGACAGUAACAACAGCAACAACAACAACACCACCACACUUUUAAAUAACAAUAGUUGUAAUGAAAUGUCGACAACAACAACACCAACUACUGCUAGUAGUAGUACCGAUAGUAAUUUGUCCGUAAAUAAUGCUAGCAGUAAUGACAACAACAAUUUGAAUUCUAGUAGUAGUAAUGAAAAUAGCAACAACAACAACAGCAACUGUGAAAACAAUCACAACAACAAUAAUAGUAAUAAUAAUAAUUGUCUAUCGUAUGCUAAUAAUAAUUUAAAUAAUAGCACUAGUCUUAAGUUGAGUCCCCAUCCUGAUAAUAGCACAGAUGAAGCCUCGGCAGUAGCAUCAGCAGGAGAAACCGAUGCUACGGAAUCUUCGAAAAAUUCGGAGUCAUGUAAUGGUCAGAAUGACACGACUAGCAAUUCCUUAGAAAACUCCGAUUCAAAUGUGUCACCAUCUAAAACCGACUCCGCUGCUCCUGCUGCUGCCGAUGGCAAUUGCAACAGUAAUCGUAACACAGAGCAGCCAGAUAAUGAGGAUAACAAGUCCGAGGGCAUUACUAACACACCAACACAAGCUAACAAUACUCAUGUCUAUAUGAAUGGCAAUGCCAAAUCACCACCGUCCAACAAAGAGGCUCUUAAUGGCCAUCAUGAUUCUAAUUUGUCGCAUGUCGACCAAAGCACAGCUUCGGCUGCUAACAGUCAUGCCAAGACACCUUUACAAAAUGGCUAUGCCACCACCACAAACACCGCUUCGGGCCACACUUCGACAGGCAUUUUGCCGACACCUCCAUUGCCGGUCACCUCUUCGGUGGUUACCAAUGCCUAUCAGGCCCAACAGAAUAUGCAACGUUUGUAUCAACAAUCGUACAAUGCUGCCGUGGCAGCUGCCGCUACCUCCUCAGCCUCACCCUAUGGCUCGGUAAUGACCAGUUAUGCCAAUUCUUUGCCAGCAUCCACUGCGGCUACGGUCGCCCACUACACCUCACAAGCUAUCACAGUACCUUCGUACAGCACAGCCUAUGGCUACAGUGCUUAUCCCAGUGUCAGUAGCAGUGCCUCGGGUGGUGGCUAUUAUGCUGAUGCCGCCGCCCUGGCCAAGGAAGUGGCACAAAAGAAUUAUGCCAAUGCUGUGAAGGUGGCUAAUGCCAGUGCCACUUCGUUGACGGGUAAGCCACUUACGGCGGCCGCAGCCCCAGUGGCCUAUCCCAGUCUGACCUUCAACAAGGCCUUUAUGACGGGCCACAACACCGCCGUGCCACCACCCAAUAUGAUGGCUCAACAGGCGGCCAUUAUGCAGGCCCAUGCUGCCCAACAGCAAGCGGCUGCAGCAGCUGCCGCCGCGGCUCAAAUGCGCAGUCUUAGCGCCUUGCCCAAUUCAGGUUUAACCAGCCAGGUGGGAACACCUGUACAUGGUGCCAGCAAUGCUGCUGCCACACAAGCUGCCGCCUUGCUGCAACGGCCGGCAACGGCUGCCACAAGUUACAUGCAAGCUGCUGCAGCCGCUCAAAAUGCUGCCCUCAUGCGUGGUCAACCCAUGACCAUACAGGCAGCAGCUGCCGCCGCUCAAUCACAAUAUGCCGCCCAAACACAAUAUGCCGCCCAUGCUCAAUAUGCCGCUUUGCAACAACAGGCCCAGGCCCAUGCUCAGCAACAACAGCAGCAACAGGUCCAGGCCCAGCAUCAGCAGCAACAACAACAACAGGCAGCUUAUUUCUUUCCCGGCGGCAUGAUGCCGGGCUAUCAAUUUGCCUUGCCAACGGCGGCAACUGCCCUGCCAGCCGGUAUUGCCACACAUCCCUCCGCCGCUCAAUAUGCUGCAGCAGCUGCUGCGGUCACAGCCACUGCUCCCGGUGCAGCAAAUAGCGCCCUGGUCUUAAACCCCUUCAAGAAAAUGAAAACAUCCUAA